UGUCAACGCCAUCUGAUUGGCGAGCGGGAUUUGGACAAGGAACUUUUGAACACUGUCAUUUUAUCAUUUAAGCAAUGAUUUUUUAACUCGGUUGUCAUGGUUAUCUGGCUAGUUUUUCGAUCUUAUUCAAAAUGACUAGACCUUGAGAUAUCCUUUGAAACAGUUUUUUACUUUAUGACAAAGCUGAAUGAUAUCUAGGCUGCUUGUCUGAACUGUUUUGUUGAGGUAUUACAGUUUGAAUAUCAUGAAAGGAGAAAGGCGGUAUGAUGUCAACCAGGCCAGACAACGCUGCACUUCUUGGCUGGAGGCUCAUCAUUCAGAUAAUGAAGAUCUUGCCCUAGAUGACACAGACCCUCUCUCCGAUCCACUUCAAGAUACUGUCACUUACUCGGCUGAUGAGGAAGUAUCAAAUUACAGUCAACCUGAAAAGAAACGCAAAAGAAAUCCAUUUCGAGAAGAGGAGCUCUCUGAACUCAGCGAAGUGUCUCAAGACCAGCCCAAACAUGGUCGUCCUAAAAAGGUUUAUGACGAUGCUGAAGGGGACACUUCAGUGGCUAGUGACGAGAUGUCAGACAUGGCAUUUAAGAAACCUCUGACCAUAAAAGCUGAAGUCCUCCAACUUGACUGUGGGUGGAAGAAUUGUAGCUAUGUGACAUCAGAGGCAGAAGCGUUUGUCAAUCAUGUUUCAUCCCACAUACCUCAGUUAGGAAUAAAGCGUAAUGAAGAUGAUGAUGAAGAGGUCUACACAUGUCUUUGGGAACGUUGUGAGUUUGAGACUCCCAAUGGUGAUGAGGUGACGCGCCAUGUCAAUUUCCACUCAUACCACACCAAAGUUAAAUACAUCGGAGCUCUUAUAUGCCGUUCUUGGAAACUCCCAGAAUGCACUAACGAUGCUGCAGGUGUCAAUCUUGUUCCCGAUUUACCUGAACCUUUGCAAUGUCUAUGGAAUGAAUGUCCCCUAACUUCUAAUAACCCUAAUAUAUUCUAUGCCCAUGUGGCCAUGCACUCUCAGGAAAUACCCCACUAUGGCCGCGGGGAUAAAAAUAUCAAAAAGUUCAAGUGUUUGUGGAAAGGUUGCAGGUCUGAAAUGCCAUCUAGGAAGCGAAUGCAGGAACAUUUGAGAGGGCAUUCAAAAGAGAGACAAGCUGCUUGUCCAACUUGCGGGGCCCUUUACUCCAGUCGAAUGAGGCUCAUAGAUCACAUUAAAAGACAGGCAGCAGAAGAAAAUUUAACUUACCAGUGCACUCAUUGCUCACGUGCUUACCCAUCAGAGAGAAUAUUAAGAGACCAUAUGCGCCAUCAUGUGAAUCACUAUAAAUGUCAGUUCUGUGAUAUGACAUGCCCCACCCCACACUCUCUUAGUAACCAUAUACGUCAUAGGCACAUAGAUGAGAAACCUUUCGCAUGUGAAUAUUGUGAUUAUAGAGCUAAAACUCAGUACAAUGUAAGGAGACAUAUGGCUACACACUCAGGAGCAGACAAUUUUGUUUGUGAUGAGGAGGAUUGUAGCUUUUCUUGCCGGACACUUAGUAUUCUAAAUUGGCACUACCGUAAGAAACAUGAGUCGCGUGCUGUGUAUUGCUGUCACAUGUGUGAUAUGAGGUUUGCUCGUGGUGCAUAUCUCACAAGACAUUUAAUGAAGAAACACAAUUUUCGUUGGCCUUCUGGUCACACUCGAUUUAGGUUUUACAAAAAUCAUGAAGAUGGUCUAUUUCGCCUUCAAACCGUGCGCUAUGAAAGUCUUGAUGUUGUCGAAGACAUAAAUAGAAGAGAAGGAGAGCCAACAUCUGUCCUAGAUCAGGACUGUAAGUUCAACAUAUCUAAAGCAUCUGGUACUACAAAGGAUGUUGCUGCAAAUUUCAUUGUCAAUGUCAAUGAUGACAAUGAGGAUCCAGAUGAUCCUGAUGCCAUCUGUACUGACAGUGGGGAUUCCCCUUGUAGAGUUCCUUUGAACAUGCCCAGUCUGGACUUUGACAGCCCAACUAAACACAAGACAGUUUAUAUUUCUAUUGAUGAAGUGGAUUGCGAUGGAAAUGUCAUUAGUUCAAAAACUUUAGAAGCAGAAGAACUUAGUGAUGGAGAUGAACUCGAGAAUGCUCAAAUUGUUACUGAUGGUUUCUUUUUAUAAGUAACUAAUAUUAGGAGUAGUAUAAAAAAAUCUUUGUGCCUCCUGACAAACUACAAAUUCAAACAUGUGAUAAACUCUUCUUCAUCCUCUUUUUGCCUAUCUAGAGUGAAUUACAGUAGGGUAGGAUACCUUAUAAAUUAAAAGGUAUAUUUUGGUUUUUCUUUUAGUUUAAAAAUCCAUGUAUGUUUAGUAAAAACUAUGUUCCUUUUAUUUUUUUUUAGCUUUGAGAAUGUGUAGUAUUCACUUUUUCCUUAUAUCAUUGUCUCUUACAUUUUUGCCCAUCCUUUUUUUCUUUUCUUUCUUAGCAUCCAUUUCACUUGGAACAUUUGAGUGAGCAAUUGUUUUAUUUCCAGACAGUCUUCGUACAGACAUUGAUUUUACAUGUCAACUUUGUGAUUUAAUUUUCAUUUUAUUCUUGUUGUUUUUAGUUUUUUCUGACUUUAAAUAAAUCUUAAGUUACUCAUGCA
Molecule: messenger RNA, 2595 nt
Organism: Thrips palmi
Lineage: Eukaryota; Metazoa; Arthropoda; Insecta; Thysanoptera; Thripidae
Gene: Hinfp
Product: histone H4 transcription factor
Exons: 11
Coding region: 245-2128 (627 amino acids)
Biological process (GO): regulation of transcription by RNA polymerase II; anatomical structure development
Molecular function (GO): DNA-binding transcription factor activity, RNA polymerase II-specific; RNA polymerase II cis-regulatory region sequence-specific DNA binding
Source: RefSeq, a predicted model, not a curated record